AUGGCAAGUAAAGGCUCGGUGAAGAAAAGUGGGAAGUCGUCCACCAAAAAAAUGGCCAAAAGUAGAAUUACGAAACAACAAAAGAUCAAGACAAAGUUGCAAGUCGAACAAGCAAACAAGAAGGCCUUCCUAAUAUCCGAUCUCAAUCAAAGAGAUGGUUUGAAUUCAAAAAGUAUUGGAUCGAAAUCUUUGAAGCUCAAUAGACUUCUUGAAGACCAGCAGAAGGAUAAGCAUACGCAAGAAAGUCUUGCUCAACAGAAAAAAGAUACAGAAAGCGAUAUGGUACAACAACUGGAACUGAUCUCAGGAGUAUCACUGUAA
Messenger RNA from Lachancea dasiensis, 321 nucleotides. The record is from the annotation of a GenBank genome assembly. Lineage: Eukaryota; Fungi; Ascomycota; Saccharomycetes; Saccharomycetales; Saccharomycetaceae.